AUGGGCCUGUCGCUGGCACUUCUGGCUCCUGGACCUGUAUGUAACCAGCCGAGUUCGUUUGAGCAAUCACGCUGGGCACCUCCAGAAUCGGCUCGGGUGUCUCCUCGGGUGACUGGGAAACAAACUCGACCAAUUUCUCGGACGAGUGCCGGCCUGCCGUAUCCAGCUUUACGGCGACCACACGCACGUGCCUGGAGGCCGGAGGACACCGUCACAUCUGUAAAGGACACCAGUCAGCCGCCGGUCACGGUGCUGGACGGCGGCAAGACUCGCUUGUACGACGUCAUCCAGCUGGUGGAGUUUUACCAGCUGAACGCCGGAGUGCUGCCCACCAGUGCUGGAAAUGAGGCCGCUUUCUGGUCCCGGCGUUUUAUUCUCCAGGUAAAGGACACCAGUCAGCCGCCGGUCACGGUGCUGGACGGCGGCAAGACUCGCUUGUACGACGUCAUCCAGCUGGUGGAGUUUUACCAGCUGAACGCCAGAGUGCUGCCCACCAGUGCUGGAAAUGAGACCGCUUUCUGGUCCCGGCGUUUUAUUCUCCAGGUAAAGGACACCAGUCAGCCGCCGGUCACGGUGCUGGACGGCGGCAAGACUCGCUUGUACGACGUCAUCCAGCUGGUGGAGUUUUACCAGCUGAACGCCAGAGUGCUGCCCACCAGUGCUGGAAAUGAGACCGCUUUCUGGUCCCGGCGUUUUAUUCUCCAGGUAAAGGACACCAGUCAGCCGCCGGUCACGGUGCUGGACGGCGGUAAGACUCGCUUGUACGACGUCAUCCAGCUGGUGGAGUUUUACCAGCUGAACGCCGGAGUGCUGCCCAGUGCCCACCCGUCUCAUCUGCUUCAUCACGCACACCGCGCCGUCGUCGUCAUCGGCGCUCCGUCACGUCGCGCAGAGCUUCUAACGGCUGCCGCACCGCCGCCAGCGCCUCCGGCGGCGGAAGCGCGCGGCUGUAGUUCGUGACGGCGGCGUGCUCCGAUCAUGGGGCGAACCCCGGGCCCCCUGGGCUACAGAGUGGGUUGCGCGGUGGAGUCUGCCCGCUGCUAACAUCUACCGGCGCGGCGGGCAGGAUCCAAUGUCGCGUGUAGUCGCCAGGGCGAUUGGAGUCGGUCGGCCUGGACCUCCAGUUUGGAUGCCCGUUCGAGUCCACAUGGACAGCGUGCGGAUACCCCAGUGCCUGUCUGCACCUGUGUCUUGGAGGGAUCGUGUGUUCCCUGCGGCGUCAGAGGAGGCCCCCACGUGCUCACGGGGUGGGACAGUUGCGACCCGCGCGGCGGGGCGGGGCGGAGCGGCUGCUGCUGGCCCCGUACACUGUUCUGUUGAGUUCCUGGCGCGGCUGGCGACGCUGCGUGAUCUCACGGCCGGCUCUGUCGCCGCUGACCCAGUAUUAAGUUGCUAGGGAGCGUGUGCUGCUCGCGCCUGUUGGCCGGCUGUGUCCGGUGCUAUGAUAAAUACAAUAUAUGUAACUAU
This is a messenger RNA of Amphibalanus amphitrite, 1467 nucleotides long. RefSeq lists its product as uncharacterized. Lineage: Eukaryota; Metazoa; Arthropoda; Thecostraca; Balanomorpha; Balanidae. The record is from RefSeq and is a predicted model, not a curated record. Bases 1 to 960 code for a protein of 319 amino acids. The transcript has 6 exons.